CUCACAAACUCAUCUCCAUCUCUCUUUGUUUCUCCAAUGGCAACGAAACUCAUCAUAAAGAAAACAGUGAAACCAAUCAACCGUCACCAACGAUGCUACCUCCGCCGUCACCGUAAAACUCAAAUCGGAUGCACAUCCCCGGCGGCGACCGCCGUCAUCGAUUCCAUCAACAAAUCGAUUUACAGAUGUCAACGAAGCAUUCUCUGCUUAUUCUCCCGCGUCGACGGUCGUCCAGGAACCAGAGGAUUCAAAAUCCUUAAAUCUCACGAAUCCGCAAACAAUCUCCCAAAUCAGUAUUCUUUGUUUCACGAUAGAUCUGGUAAACCUUUCGACCAGAUGAGGAAGACGAUCGUGUUAGAUCUUGACGAGACGCUUAUUCACUCGUCGAUGGAGAAACCUGAAGUUCCGUACGAUUUCGUGGUGAAGCCUGAGAUCGACGGUCAGAUGUUGACGUUCUUCGUGAUCAAACGGCCAGGAGUGGAUGACUUCUUGAAGAAGAUUGGGGAGAAGUAUCAGAUCGUUGUUUUUACUGCGGGGCUGAGAGAGUACGCUUCUUUGGUGCUGGAUCAGUUGGAUCCAGAGAGGCGUUUGAUCUCGCGGAGCUUUUAUAGGGAUGCUUGUAGCGAGAUUGAUGGGAGGUUGGUGAAGGAUUUAGGGUUUGUGAUGAGAGAUUUGAGGCGCGUGGUGAUUGUUGAUGAUAAUCCAAAUGCUUACGCGCUUCAGCCUGAGAAUGCGCUUCCGAUUAAACCGUUUUGUGAUGAUUUGAAGGAUGUUGAGCUGAGGAAGCUUGGUGAGUUUUUUGAAGGUGAUUGUGAGAAGUGUGAAGACAUGAGAGUUGCUUUGAAGGAGUUUGUUGGAAGGGACUAGUGAUUUUUUUGGUUAAGUUGAUUAGUUUGUAUUAGAGGAUUUCAUUAAGAAGACAUUGAACAAUAGCUUGGUUUGUUCAGUUGUCUUGUGUGAAACAUCUUCAUGAAAAACAAUUUGUUUAUUUGUUUUUGAUUAGUGUCUGGUCUGUGGUUGAAUUAAGGGGGUUUAAUGAAGGUUUAUGAAAUUUGAGUUAUGAUGGUUUUUUAAGUUGGUGUCUUUAUUAGGCUUUUAUCUUAAACCGUAACACACUCUUCUAG
This is a messenger RNA of Eruca vesicaria subsp. sativa (arugula), 1124 nucleotides long. Lineage: Eukaryota; Viridiplantae; Streptophyta; Magnoliopsida; Brassicales; Brassicaceae. The record is from the annotation of a GenBank genome assembly.